AUGGUGAAUGUGCUGCACGUCGUCGACCACGACUGGAGGGUGGUGGACAACGUGUACUUGGCCGCCGCCGCCGUUAUUGUCGUCGCAGCAACAGCAACAACAGGGAGUGCAGCUCUCCUACAAGUACGAAAGAAGCUCAUAAUGAAGAUUAAAAAAUCAAAAUCAAAGCAGUAUUUGUCAACGCAAAGCUCGCUCGCGGUAUGGGCGGACUUUAUUGAUAUUACUCUC
This is a messenger RNA of Brenthis ino (lesser marbled fritillary), 228 nucleotides long. Lineage: Eukaryota; Metazoa; Arthropoda; Insecta; Lepidoptera; Nymphalidae. The record is from the annotation of a GenBank genome assembly.